AUUCAGAUGUGAAAACAGGGUGUCUUCGUGAUAAAAUUCCCAAAUAUUAAAUAAAAACACAAAACACAAAAAAGACACAUGAACACGAAAUGUAAAAAAAACCACAUGGCAGCAGCAAAAAGUCCUGACAGUAACUCCCUCCCCAGUUGGGGCUCCAGACAUGCCAAUCACAUAACGUCAAAAAAUCUGUGGGAAGCAGGAACCCGGCGAGAUCCAGGUGGGAGGAGUGAGGCACAUGGCGAGUCAGGUGGGGGGAGCAAGGCACACGGUGGCAAUAAAAAAAAAGAAAUGUCCACACACAAAAAAAACAAAAACUAAAAGCUAAGAAAUACGGGCCGGCAACAUCCCCCACGGACAAGAAGUGAGGAGGCAAUAAUAACAGGAAUACAGGAAGUAAAGCGGUGUCCCACAGGAUCAGGUCUGGGGUGAUGUCACAGGGCACCGAGAAAACAACAAAAGAGCAAAUCAGGCCGGUAACAUCCUAGGCAGGCAAGAAGUGAGGAGGCAUCCUCCACAGAAAACAGGGAAACAGGACAUGGAGCAGCGUCCCCCAGCAAAACAGAUGUGGAGCCAUGUUCACCGAAAAAAAGGAAAAGAAAACCAAAAAAAAGUUCUAAAAGGCCAGAAAGAAUAAUCCAAAGAAAACUUUCCACCAAAUGGUUAGCGCCAGGCUAGAAGCUAUCCUGCUCGGUGUGAGUAGCAGAACCCUUCUGUCAGAAAGUGGGGUGUCUUUGUGAUCAAAUUCAGACCCAAAUGCAGGAAUAGCUAAAAAAUCAUAGUCUAUUAAAUAAAAACACAAAACAAACAAAACCAGGAAACACUUGAAAAAGAAAACUGAAAAGAAAAGUGAAACGGAGCACAUGAAGAUAAUACAAAGACGAUAAAGACGAGGAUUCCGCGGCGCCAGAAUAAACAGGGGAGACAGUUGUUUAUUGUUAACCGGACUACUGCAGCUCUCUCUAUCAGGUCUACAUAUGAACACGUCCUCUGUAAAUGAUCAGCUGUGUGACUUGUCUUCAACCUGCCUACGUUCUCCACACCACCACAAUGCUGUGUUCCUCCACUGGCUCCUGUAGCUGAACACAUCACAUUCAAAAUGUUGAUGCUUGCCUACAAAGCUAAAAAUGGACCAGUUCCCUUUUACAGCUGAGUCACUGACUAUUUUAUACUUUCUCAUGAAAUUCUGAACUAGCAUUUGUCUUCCCUGUUUGUUGUUUGUGUGUAUUAAAAAAAACGUUGAUCAGUGUUUUAAGCUCAUGCUAUAUUAAGUCUGUAACCUAGUGGACCAGAGUUAAUGUAUCCGAUGAUAGAUUACGUCACUCUAGAUAAGAAUGUCUGCUAAAUGCUGUAAAUGUAAAUAGAGACUAUACACUAAUGACUACUGAUUCAUUUCUUACCAACUCACUCUGUACUGACUCACUUCAUACAGACUUACUCCUUACUGACUCACUCCAUACUGACUCACUCCAUAUUGACUCACUCCAUACUGACUCACUCCAUAUUGACUCACUCCACACUGACUCACUCCAUAUUGACUCACUCCGUACUGACUCACUCCACACUGACUCACUCCAUAUUGACUCACUCCACACCGACUCACUUCAUAUUGACUCACUCCGUACUGACCCACUCCAUAUUGACUCAGUCCAUAUUGACUCACAUCUCAUGAGCUUUCAUGAGUUUUCUAAGAUACUUCUCUGAUCUUCACUGAAGCUGAUAUUGCACAAGAAAAAAUGUGCUUAAGUUCAGAAUUGAGUGUAACUGGGACAUGCCUCCAGACAUCGCACACAUGUGUAACUUCUGAACAGCAUUUAAGACUGAAGCUCAGAGUACUGAUGUGUGUAAUUUCAGGAUUAAACCUUAACUCCCCUCUAAACCCAGAGCUCCAUCAGCAGAGGUUUAGUGUUUGUCUGAAGUCAUAAUUCACUCAGAAAUUUGUCACUGUUCACUGAUCCUGAGUUUUCCUGAUGUAUCUAAGUAUCUAACUGGGAUUAUUUUGUUUGGAGAUUUCAGAAAUGUUCUCUGUGGUUUGAAUUUGAACAUAAAUCUGAUUCUUGCUGAAUCACUGCAUGAAAUCUAGAUUCACUUGAAGGAGUCAAAGAUUUACAGUGAGUUUAGAGAUUUCUCACACUCGUUUUGACCUUUGGAAUAUAAGAUAUUUGAUAUUUGGUUGAGAUUAGAGAGAGAAAUUGCCAGAGGGAAUGAGAGAACGAAUGCAGACGCAUAAACAUCACCACAUCAGAGGAUAAACCUGUUUUAGCUUCACAGCAUUUAACAAUGAAAUUUGAGGAUCUUUUGGAGGACCUUGAUGGGUUUGGAAGGUUCCAGAAGAUGAUUGUGUUCCUCAGUUUUAUUGGUCGGUUCACGCUCCCAUGUCACUUCCUGCUAAACAACUACAUCGGUGCUAUCCCUCCUCAUCACUGCAACCUCGGCUCUGUGGAUAGGAAUCUAACACAAGAGCAGAUAUUGAACAUCAACAUUCCCAGACAGGAAGACGGGACCUUCACUUCCUGCCACAUGUUCUCAGAACCACAGUUCCAUCUUUUAGAUGAGUUGAAUGUCACAAAUGUUUCAGUUGUUGAAUGUCAGAAUGGAUGGACAUACGAUAACAGCACCUUCAUCAGCACUUUAGCUACAGAGUGGGAUUUGGUGUGCGAGAACAAAGGGAUGAAUAAAGUGAUGGCUACCAUCUUCUUCGUCGGAGUGAUGUUAGGAGCAGCUAUAUUUGGCAGUUUAAGUGACAGAUACGGCCGUAAGUCCAUGCUGCUGGUUUCAUAUGUGCUGGCCUUGUGUUUUGCAAUGGCGAGCGUGUUCUCCUCCUCCAUCAUCAUGUUUGCAGUGUUACGGUUCUUCACCGGCCUGAGCAUCACUGGAAUCGUCAUCGUCACCAGCGUGCUCAAUGUGGAGUGGGUGAGUAUAGAGAGCAGGAAAUUGGUGGGUGUGAUUGACAGUUUGAGCUGGACUUUUGGUUACAUGGUGCUUCCUGUCAUGGCUUACGGAGUGAGAGAUUGGAGAUGGCUAACUGUGACGGUCACUUUACCGCUCACUGUGGCAUUAAUCAGCUGGAGGUGGGUUCCAGAGUCCGCUCGGUGGCUAAUCGCUAACGGUAAAGUGGAGAAAGCGCAGUAUUACUUACAGAAAUGUGCUGAGAUGAACAAGAGGACAAGAACCUUAACCAUCCUGAAACCAGAGGUUCUGUCCUCUAUAGUGUCUGAGGGAGGAAACAGGACAUACACAUAUCUUGACCUGAUGAGGACACCCAAAAUGAGGAGACUGGCUCUGAUGACUGGAGUUACCUGGUACGGUGUGGCUUCCACUUACUAUGGGAUCAGCUUUAACAUCAAAGGAUUUGGUCUGGAUCUGUACCUAAACCAGUUCCUCUAUGGUACUGUGGAGAUUCCUGCUAAAGUUGUCGUCUAUCUGUUGCUUGACCGGAUUGGUCGGCGUUGCACCGAGGUGUGCGGUCUCCUGCUGUCAGGCUGUGCACUCAUCACUAAUGUCUUUAUACCAAAAGAUCAGUGGAUUGUGCGCUCAGUGAUCGGAGUUCUGGGUAAAGGUUUCGCCUCCAUUGCCUUCUCAACACUUGUCCUAUACAGCUCUGAACUUUACCCUACUGUCAUCAGACAGAAUGGGAUGGGCUAUAACUCCUUCAUGGGGCGGCUGGGCGUGGCUUUAGCUCCUCUAAUUCUCCUAUUGGACGAUGUGUGGACUCAUCUGUCGCAGGUGAUUCUGUGUAUCAUUGCACUGAUUGCAGGUGUGGUAGCAAGUCAGUUACCUGAGACGAUGGACAGGUGUCUCCCUGAGACUAUAGAGGACAUCGAGGGGACAAGGACAGGUCAUGUUGUAGUUCCAGUCUGGGAGAAAAGAGGCCAAGAACAAGAAAAUGGAAGUUAAGAAGAAAUUUUAUUUUUGACCUUUUUUUUGGUCUUAAUUAAGUUUUAUUUACAAAAUAUAUCAUUAACAUAAAAUAUGCAUUAAAGUGUUUAUUUGGUUAAUAAUGAUUUCAAGAAAGAUUUAAAAAGAUGUUAAUGAGAUGUUAAGAUGUUAAAAAGGAAUUUUAAUUCUUAAUAACUGCAUUUUAUUUCAUUCACUUCUAAUUUUAAAUGUGUUUAUGUUUAAAUAAAUAAAAUAAAAUAAGGAUACAGUGAUA
This is a messenger RNA of Tachysurus fulvidraco (yellow catfish), 4150 nucleotides long. RefSeq names its product solute carrier family 22 member 7-like. Gene Ontology annotation, molecular function: transmembrane transporter activity. Gene Ontology annotation, biological process: transmembrane transport. Gene Ontology annotation, cellular component: membrane. The record is from RefSeq and is a predicted model, not a curated record. Lineage: Eukaryota; Metazoa; Chordata; Actinopteri; Siluriformes; Bagridae. The transcript is spliced from 10 exons. The coding region runs from base 2278 to 3894 and encodes 538 amino acids.